AUGGAUCUUCUGUGGAUCGCUCUCGCCCUGCUCAUCCCCUUUGCGCUGCAUCUUUUCCGAGCCGCCGCGCCCAAGAUGCCAGUCGGCCCCGUCAUCGCGCUGUCCCACGGCGGAGGUCCUAUGCCUCUGCUCAACGACCCCGGCCACAAGUCCAUCAUCGCCUCCCUCCGGAACCGCGUCCCCGAGAUCCUGCGCCUCUCCUCGCCCGCCCACCGCCCACGCGCCAUCAUCCUCGUCACCGCGCACUGGACCACCCCCGACCCCGUCAUCUCCGCCGGCGCCUCCCCCCAACUCCUCUACGACUACUACGGCUUCCCGCCGGAGUCCUACUCCAUCACCUACCCCGCCCCCGGCGCCCCCGACCUCGCCGCCCGCGUCGCCGCCGCCAUGUCCGCCCAGGGCCUCUCCCCCACCCUCGACACCCGCCGCGGCUGGGACCACGGCGUCUUCGUGCCGCUCGCGCUCGCCCUGCCCGCCGCGGACAUCCCCAUCGUGCAGGUCUCCGUGCUCGCCGACGAGGACCCCGCGCGGCACCUGGCCAUGGGCCGCGCGCUCGCCGCGCUGCGCGAGGACAACGUGGCCGUUGUCGGGUCCGGCUUCGCCUCGUUCCACAACCUCGGCAUCAUGCGGGGGCUGCGCGGGUUUUCCGGCGGCUCGGUAGACCCGGCGUGGUUGGCGUUUCGGCAAAAGACGGAGGAGUGGAACGAGGCGCUGACGGGGGCGGUCGGGGAGGCGAACGCGACGGAGGGGGUGGCGAGGUGGAGGGAGCUGCCGCACGCGGACAUGAUGCACCCGCCGGGGGGCGGGGAGCACUUCAUGCCGCUGCUGGUGUGCGCGGGCGCGGCGAGGGGUGAGGACGGCCCGUCAAAGGCGUACAAGGACGAGUACAUGGGCGUCGACAUCUUCACCUACUACUGGGGCGCGCCGGCCGUGACGACGUAG
Messenger RNA from Cordyceps fumosorosea ARSEF 2679, 942 nucleotides. RefSeq names its product Extradiol ring-cleavage dioxygenase, class III enzyme, subunit B. NCBI's taxonomy places the organism in Eukaryota, Fungi, Ascomycota, Sordariomycetes, Hypocreales, Cordycipitaceae. Gene Ontology annotation, molecular function: oxidoreductase activity, acting on single donors with incorporation of molecular oxygen; zinc ion binding; ferrous iron binding. The coding region runs from base 1 to 942 and encodes 313 amino acids. The record is from RefSeq and is a predicted model, not a curated record. The transcript is spliced from 2 exons.